AUGACAGUACAAAUGCGUCGUCGAUGCCGUCGUUAUUGUUUAGGCCGCGCCGCUAUUUAUCUUCUGAUAUUAUUUGCCACAAGUUCAACUGUUAUAUGUUCAUAUCAUUUUUAUAUAAGCGUUUUCUCUGAACAACUAAAUGAAAGAUCUCAAAUAUUUAUUAUCGACGAAAAAGAUCUUGAAGAUGCACGAAUAAAACCAACUAAAAACAUCAAAUUACUGCAUGAAGAUUAUUUUAAUACAACGAAUCUUGCGUGUCCAUAUCCGAAAUUAACCAUUGAUAAUUCAGAAAUAUGGAAAUAUUUAGAUCCAGUAAAAAAAUCACAGCCCGAUUGUGAAAAAUCAACAAAUUGGGUUUAUAUUGAUAAUGGUACUUUUCGAUUAUCUGCACAAGCUCUACAAAAACAUGGACCAAUUGUAUGUGCCUAUCGUCCUAUUCUCCGUUCGAAAGAUGAUUUUUCUACUAUGGAAGGUGCUCGUUUGUUUCCUGUGUUUGAUAAAAUGCCUCUAGUAUCAGAUUUUUUUCGUGCCGAUUGUCGAGCACGCGAUGGAAGUUUCUAUUCGAAUAUACACUCAGGCAUUAUGUUUGAUGCUGGUUUACAUAUGAGACAUAUAUGGAAUCCUAUGGUGAAAAAUCAUAUCGGUUAUAAUGUUUUAAUGUUUGGCUUUGAUUCUGUGUCGCGAAUGACAUUUAUGCGUUUUUUACCAAAAACGUUUUCUUAUUUUAUUAAAGAACUAGGCGGAGUCAUUUUAAAAGGUUAUAAUAUUGUUGGCGAUGGUACACCAGCAGCACUUCUACCAAUUUUAACGGGUCAAACAGAACAAGAAUUACCCGAAGCUCGACGUGGACAUGAAGGUGCAGAAACAGUUGAUCGAUUUCCUUGGAUUUGGAAGAAAUUUAAAGACAAUGGUUACAUAACACAAUGGGCUGAAGAUUUACAAGCUGUUGGUACAUUUCAAAUGCGUUUAAAAGGUUUUAAUGAACCGCCUGUUGACCAUUAUGGUCGUCCAUUUUAUCUCGUUGCUGAAUCGAUGCGUACAUCUAAACCCUAUUGUUUUGGUUCUAUAACAAGAUUUCAAGCGAUGUUGAAUUGGAUACGCGAUCUAUUUCAAAUGUAUCCGGGUCAACCAAAAUUUUCCUUUGUUUUUCAUGCUCAAUAUUCUCAUGAUUCAAAUAACGCAUUACCCUAUGCUGAUGAUGAAUUAGUUGAAUUUUUAAAAUUAAUGAAUGAACGUGGCUAUUUUGAUAAUACAAUGUUUAUUUUAAUGACUGAUCAUGGUGCUCGAUUUUCAUCAUUGCGAAACACGUAUCAAGGUAAAUUAGAAGAACGUUUACCGUUUGUUUCAAUGCGUAUGCCAAAACAAUUUCAAGAAAAAUAUCCACAUUUAAUGCAUAAUUUACGUUUAAACUCUCAUCGUUUAACAACGCCAUUUGAUUUACAUGAAACAUUUCAACAUUUAUUUGAAUUUCAUUCGCCCGAUGCAUAUCAAUCGAAAACCAAUCGUUCCUAUAGUCUCUUUCAAUUAAUACCUGAAAACCGUACUUGCUUACAAGCUGAUGUCGAACAACACUGGUGUUCUUGUUUAGAUUGGAAUAAUAUAUCGAUUCAUGAACCAAUUAUAAAAGAAUUCGGACAACAAGCUAUUAAAUUUCUCAAUUAUUUUUUAUCCGAUGCAAAAAAUCAAUGUGCUAAAUUAAAUCUACACCGUAUACAUAGAGCCAAUCAAUUGAAAACAAAUGAAAAUUUAUUAAAAUUUAUUGAUUCAAGUGAUAAAGAUGGCCGUGUACCUCGUUUUCGAAAUAAUUCAUUAGCAAAUAGUUUAUUUAAAAAUCUAACAUUAAAUCAAACAAAAUAUUACCAAAUACAAUUCGAAACUAUUCCUGGUCAUGCUCUAUUUGAAUUAACUGCCGAAUAUAAUCCAUUAAGUGAUAAAUUUCUAAUACGUAAAAAACGUUUAAGCCGAAUGAAUAAAUAUGGAAAAACAUCAGCUUGUAUUGCACAUAAGCGCCCUGAAUUUCGCGAAAUUUGUUAUUGUUCAAAUUUGUUGAAUAACACACGCAAAUUUGACACUGUUCUUGUUGAUGCUGUGAUAAAAAAUGAAAAAAAAAUAAUAAAAAAAAAAAAAACUGGUGCAAAUAGCAGCAGUCUUCAUCGUUAA
Molecule: messenger RNA, 2160 nt
Organism: Rotaria socialis
Lineage: Eukaryota; Metazoa; Rotifera; Eurotatoria; Philodinida; Philodinidae
Source: the annotation of a GenBank genome assembly